AUGCCUCGGACACUGCUCCUCUGUUUCGUCCACGGCUUCAAGGGGAACGACAACACAUUUCACGACUUCCCAGACGACCUGAAACGUUCAGUUACGAAGCAACUGCCCGACCACCGCGUCAAGUCCAUCGUCUACCCCCAGUAUGAGACGAAAGGCGAACUGGCGCAAGCCGCCGAGGCUUUCCUCUCAUGGCUGAAAGAGCAAGUGAUGGAGGUCAGGAAAGCCAGCGUCGAGAAGCCGUGGCCGCCCAAGGAUAGACAAGUCGGCGUCGUCCUCGUCGCCCACUCUAUGGGAGGCUUCGUCGCCGCCGACGCGCUGUUCCUCGCCGUCAACGAGAGGGCCAAUUCCAACCCGUCGGAAGACGACCCCAUCUUCCCCCUGAUCCAGGGCAUCCUCACCUUCGACACGCCGUACAACGGCCUGGCCCGCUCCAUGUUCGUCUACGGCGGCUUCUCCAACUACCAAAAG
Colletotrichum navitas is the source of this 468-nucleotide messenger RNA. RefSeq lists its product as uncharacterized. The annotation marks the transcript as partial. The transcript is spliced from 5 exons. The record is from RefSeq and is a predicted model, not a curated record. Lineage: Eukaryota; Fungi; Ascomycota; Sordariomycetes; Glomerellales; Glomerellaceae.